AUGACUUCAACAUCAUAUCAUGGCGCCAAUCAUGGGUUCCAGUCAGUUAAUAACCAUGGCACAGUCACCGCAGAAUCUCACCUGUCCAAGCGACGAAAGAUCUCCCAUGACAGUUUGCCUACUUCCCGACAUGAUGAGUACACGAUCGCCUGGAUCUGCGCAUUACACAUAGAGAUGGCAGCAGCUCAGGCCAUGCUAGACGAUCCUCACGAAACCCUGCCUACCCCUGCGCAUGAUAGGAACACCUACGUACUCGGAAACAUCAAGCGACAUAAUGUCGUUAUUGCGUGUCUACCAGAAGGCCAGUAUGGAACAAAUAACGCAGCGACCGUCAUGGCGAACAUGAAGCGGACAUUCCCAGCUAUUCGCAUAUGUUUGAUGGUCGGGAUUGGCGGUGGCGUGCCAAGCAAGGCUGAUUUGCGUCUGGGCGACAUUGUCGUCGGAACAAGGGUGAUGCAGUAUGAUCUUGGGAAAAUCAUAGGCGAGGGCAGGUUCCAGCGAACAGCAACCCCUAGGACCCCUGACCUGUUACUGGGAACAGCUGUGUCUGCCCUCCGCUCGAAACACGAACUGGGCCCUAGUCGAAUCCCAACCAUCCUGCGGCAGAAGAUGGAGACAUACAGAGCAUACGGUCGCCCGAGUGCACCAGAUCUUCUCUUCCGAGCGACAUAUGAUCACAUAUCUUCCUCAACGACUAACUGUGAUGGAUGCGACCAUUCAAAGCUGGGGAACCAAGUCAUAAAACAUGGCGUGACUCGGGACAACGUUGCUCGAGAACUAGAUGUUAUAUGUUUUGAGAUGGAGGCUGCCGGCCUCAUGGAUAAUUUCCAUUGUCUUCCGGUCCGGGGAAUCUGUGACUACUCCGAUUCGCAUAAGAGCAAGGAGUGGCAAAGGUAUGCCGCAGCAACUGCUGCAGCAUAUGCGAGAGAACUGCUUGAGGAGAUACCUACGACCGAAACCUUUGCAAAAGGGACUAUCCCAUCUGAUUCUCCCGCACUCACUAAGACAUGUCAAUGGCUUCUCAGACACCCCGAUUACGAAACGUGGCUUGAUCCCGCAAAACUGAUCCAACAUCAUGGAUUCUUGUGGAUCAGUGGUAAGCCAGGUGCUGGCAAGUCGACAAUCAUGAAGUUCGUAUAUAAAAGUAUGAAGAGCAAGGCUCGUCAUAAGGAUGUUGUCAUUGCUUCGUUUUUCUUUAAUGCUCGAGGCGAAUACCUGGAAAAAUCAAUAUCAGGGAUGUAUCGAUCAUUGCUGCUUCAGCUGCUUGAAGGGUACCCUGACCUCCAGGCUGUUCUAGAUGACUCCGACCUAGUUCCCCAGACUCAAAAUGGUUGCCCUUCAUUGAAUGUCCUCAAGGAUCUCUUCUACAACGCAUUAUCCGCUCUCGGCGAUCGCUCUUUUACCUGUUUCAUUGAUGCUCUUGACGAGUGUGAUGAACAACAAGUUGUGGACAUGGUCCAGUACUUCGAAGAUCUGGCCGAACAGUCAACAGCUAAAGGAAUCCUAUUCCGACUCUGUUUCUCCAGUCGGCAUUACCCCUAUAUCUUCAUUCAACAGGGAAUCCGGCUGAUACUGGAGGAUCAGUCCGGUCAUGCGGAUGACCUGGCAACUUACGUCGCGAGCCGCCUCCAAGUCAAAGAUGCCAUACUUGCCCAGGGGCUGCAAUCCCAGAUCCUCGGGAAAGCUGCUGGUGUUUUUAUAUGGGUCGUCUUAGUUAUCGAUAUUCUUAACAAGGAGUAUCGACGGGGCGCCAUGUCUCUGAGAAGGCGACUCACAGAAAUACCGAGUAAUUUGAGCGAACUGUUCAAAGAUAUCCUGAGACGGGACAAUGAGAAUAUGGAAGAUCUUCGCCUUUCCAUCCUCUGGAUUCUGUACGCAAAUCGCCCUUUGCAACCACAGGAGUUCUAUCAUGCUGUCUGGUCUGGUCUAGAGCUGAAGGAUCUAGUCGAUGAUCAAAUUCCAGACGUCACCAACCCAGAUGCGAGCGACAGUCUCUACAGGUUCAGUAGAUAUGUUAUUAGCUCCUCAAAAGGCCUCGCUGAGAUCACCAAGUCCAAGCAGCCGACAGUCCAAUUCAUCCACGAAUCUGUCCGAGAUUUCCUCAUCAAGGAUAACGGACUACAAGAGUUGUGGCCCGAAUAUGGAUUUGACUGUGAGAGUCCGAGCCAUGAAACGCUUAAAAGUUGCUGCAGCUUGUACAUGGAUCGUACCUUGGUGUUGUCAGAGUCUGACUCCGAUGGCCGGACGGAAAUCUCAAAAAGAUAUCCGUUUUUGGAGUAUGCCAGUCAGCAUAUUCUCUACCAUGCCAGCGCUGCGGCGAAGGUUGUUGCUCAGGACGAUUUCCUGUCCUCUUUUCCCAUCGCUAACUGGAUCAAAAUCAACAAUAUGUUCCAGAAGUUCAUGAACCGUCGAUAUAGCCCUCAUGCAAGUCUAAUAUAUAUCCUUGCAGAAAAGGGCUUCCCCGAACUCGUCCGCACAAGGCUCAGAGAGGACCGGCAGAUUGAAGUCUUCGGAGAGAGAUACAAGUACCCGCUAUUUGCUGCUUUAGCCAAUGGUAAUAAAGACACUGCUGCGGCACUUUUGAAUUUGUCUUCAACUAUUUAUGAUGGAGUGGACAUUACAGAUGGCCUGAAUUAUAGGAAAGAUUUCAAGGAAUUUGAAGGUCGGACACCGCUAUCUUGGGCUGCCCAAGAUGGUCGGGUAGGAAUUGUCAAGCUUCUUCUUACGACGACAAUUUCUGUCAAUGACGUGGACAGAGGAAAACGAACACCACUUUCGCGGGCAUCCGAGAAGGGCCAUGAGGCGAUAGUGAGGCUUCUCAUCGACAGAGGAGCUAAUAUAAAUACCGGCGAUAGACAUGGAAAGACACCACUUCAAUGGGCCUCCGACCAGGGCCACGAGGCUGUGGUGAGGCUUCUCAUCGACGAAGGAGCUGAUGUCAAAAUUAACGAUAUAUAUGGAAUGACGCCACUUCACUGGGCCUCCGAAGGUGGCCACGAGGCUUUGGUGAGGCUUCUCAUCGACGCAGGAGCUGAUUUUAAUAGUACUCGCUCCAUGAAUGGAAAGACACCACUUCAAUGGGCCUCCGAACAUGGCCACGAGGCUGUGGUGAGGCUUCUCAUCGACGAAGGAGCCGAUGUUAAUCCUCGCGACAAGUUUGGAAGAAUACCACUUCAAUGGGCCUCCGAACGUGGCCACGAGGCCGUGGUAAGACUUCUCAUCGACGAAGGAGCAGAUGUUAAUACGCACGACCAAAAUGAAAGUACGCCCCUUCAAUGGGCGUCCGAACGUGGCCACGAGGCUGUGGUGAGGCUUCUCAUCGACGGAGGAGCUGAUUUUAAUAGUACUCGCUCUAUACAUGGAAAGACACCACUCCAAUGGGCCUCCGAACAUGGCCACGAGGCUGUGGUGAGGCUUCUCAUCGACGAAGGAGCCGAUGUUAAUACUCGCGACGAGUCUGGAAAAACACCACUUCAAUGGGCCUCCGAACGUGGCCACGAGGCCGUGGUAAGACUCCUCAUCGACAGAGGCGCAGAUGUUAAUAUUCACGACCAAAAUGAAAAAACACCUCUUCAAUGGGCGUCCGAACGUGGCCACGAGGCUGUGGCGAGGCUUCUCAUCGACGAAGGAGCUGAUUUUAAUACUUGCGACGAGUCUGGAAAAACACCACUUCAAUGGGCCUCCGAACGUGGCCACGAGGCUGUGGCGAGGCUUCUCAUUGAAAACGGGGCUUAA
Penicillium canariense is the source of this 3735-nucleotide messenger RNA. RefSeq names its product Pfs, NACHT and Ankyrin domain protein. Bases 1 to 3735 code for a protein of 1244 amino acids. The record is from RefSeq and is a predicted model, not a curated record. Gene Ontology annotation, molecular function: catalytic activity; protein binding; transcription cis-regulatory region binding. The transcript is spliced from 3 exons. NCBI's taxonomy places the organism in Eukaryota, Fungi, Ascomycota, Eurotiomycetes, Eurotiales, Aspergillaceae. Gene Ontology annotation, biological process: nucleoside metabolic process; positive regulation of transcription by RNA polymerase II. Gene Ontology annotation, cellular component: nucleus.